AUGAUGCUGUUAACAUCUUCCUCGAUGGACCAUGGCUCAACUUCUAAUAACUCCUUUUUGUCGACAUCAAAACGGAAACGACGCUCGCAUGGUUUUGCAUUUGGAAUGAUCUCUCCGAGUGGGAAGAUGCUUGAAAAUAUGGUAGUUUUCAGACGUCUUGUAAGUGCUAGUGACCAGCAAUGCCGUGGUGGAAGUACCCAUGGAAAUCAACGUAUCGUUAGCUCCCAAUGGCAAUGCAAGGAUGGUGGCAAGGUUGUCUCCAGUAAAAGAAUAGACUUUACAAGAUUCGGAAAAGCCAUACUUGGACACAAAGUAGUGUCCAAUGGUUCCAAUGCUUUUGUGUCCAACAGGAUCCAAAGGACCCAGCUUGUCUUUCAACUCUUGAAUACCGGCUUUGGUUUCGGAUUCUGA
Ogataea philodendri is the source of this 411-nucleotide messenger RNA. RefSeq lists its product as uncharacterized. The coding region runs from base 1 to 411 and encodes 136 amino acids. The transcript has 2 exons. The record is from RefSeq and is a predicted model, not a curated record. Lineage: Eukaryota; Fungi; Ascomycota; Pichiomycetes; Pichiales; Pichiaceae.